This is a messenger RNA of Trichoderma atroviride IMI 206040, 1016 nucleotides long. RefSeq lists its product as uncharacterized. Lineage: Eukaryota; Fungi; Ascomycota; Sordariomycetes; Hypocreales; Hypocreaceae. The record is from RefSeq and is a predicted model, not a curated record.
GCUGGCUUGAUUCCCAUAUCUAGGCAGUCUCCCAAGUUGGGGCAAAGGAAAAAGACGCGCCUGGUGUAACCCAACAUACAGGUAACGGGUGGUUACGUGAACGAGAGCCCUGGCCACACAGCCUGGGCGCCUAUCUAUACCUGGCCUUGAUUGUGAGGAAACCAGAGUUGACCGAGAAGAGUUCUGGCCCCCAGGGCAGGCCGAUUGUCAGACAACCUUUCUGACAGGCAGCCCCUCUUCUGGAAUCACCAAAAUCUUGAAUCACAUGUGUCGCCUCUGCUAGGUACCAAGUCAAUAUACCUACUGUACCUAUGCAUCCAUCUCCGACAUUGUAUGCCGAUUGAUUAUAGAAAGACACAAAAAAAAAAAAAAAUCAGAUAUACCCAUCUUGAUUAGCAACGCUGUCCCACAAUGGCGUCUAUUUUACCGGGCAGAGUCACCGAGGAACGCAUGAUGCAGAUCCGCGCCAAAUCCAAGCUGCGAGAGAAGCUCGUGCAGGUGGUAGAAAAGGUCGAAGAACGGCUACAGAUUGUGUACGAGCAAAUGGAGCUACUAAGGCAGAGAAGAUUCGAAAUCGACCGGCAAAUCAUCACGUAUGAUCAGAGGCUACGCCUGAGGGGCGAGGUGCAGGACAACAUGGCUGCUAGAAAAGUCGAGGCCGACGAGCUACGAGAGCAGCUCGCCGUGGCUAUCCACGAGCUUGAAGAUUACGACGACAUGAUGCAAAGCAGGGCGCCGAAACAUUUGUAUUCGACCACUCCAGAAGCGGGAUAUCGGUACUGAAGGCACAGGCAUAUGAUUUUUCUAGCAUUUGAGAAGAAGGGACGAUAAGAAGGGCGUGUGUUGUACAAGACUCAACGUGGGUUACUUGUUCUUGCGAUUAGGCGAUAGUGGCAUGGAAAUGUGGCGAUUCCACCAGGACAAACAGUAUGAAGAUAAUAUGAAAUUAGUCUUUCUUUCCGUAUGUUUCCAUCCGGAAGAUGCAAUAAAAAUCAAAAGGAAAAACAGAUUCAUGA